AACAUGGAAAUAUUAGUUUGUAAUACUUUUAAUCUUUCAACUAUAUAGUCAUUAUAAAACGAUAUCAUAUAGUAAUUUGAAAAAGUUAAACUGGAGAAACUUUAUCGUAACUGAUAUUGGUUUCUAUGAGAAUAGUGUUGAAUAAUACAUAAUACUAAAUUAUAUUAUCAUUCAAUCUGGAAAGAAAAAUAUUAUAUAUUCUUCAAUGUUCCCUUACGAUAUCAUUACAUCGACGUAUAUGUAUAUUAAUAAUUGAAAAUUGUAUUAGAAAUUAACCAAAAAGACAUUCAAUCAAUUCAUAACCAACUAUUGACUUAUUUAGGCCAUUCUAUUUGAAUGGCACUAACAAGUGUUGUAACUUCUUAUAAAGUCGGAAUGUCAGGUGAUAUCAUACCAAAUAAUUUCGAUAUGAUACCCUAUUCCACUUUUCAUACAGCUUUAUUACCACAUCCAAAUCCAUUAGGACCUGGAAAUCCAUCAAAUAUUUCAACAGGUUUAAUGCUUACAGCACAACAACCAAAUGGACAAAAUCCUUAUUGUCCACCAAUAACUCUUACUAAUGGAUAUUAUACAAAUGUUAAUUAUCCACAUAAUCCAGAAUCAUUUUGUUAUGUACAACCAAAUGAUGUUAAUUCAAUAUUGAAUGCAUACCAUACAUAUCCUACAUCAAUAAAUUUACCAUUACAAGCAACACAUAUAUCAUGUGAUAAGUUAUAUACCUCUAAUAAUCAUAUAAGUAGUAACAAUAAUCAUAAUCACAAUCAUAUAACUGCACAGAACCCAUUACUUUCAACGAUAAAUGCAAAUCAUAUUACAAUGAAUAAUAAUAAUUAUAAUGAUAAAAAUGAAUUAGGUAAAAGAUUAGAGAUGAUAGGAGUUGAAAAAUCUAAUUCUCUAUUAGAUGAAUCAUCUCAAGGAAUAAUUGAUAAAUCAACUAUAUUAUCAUCAUUGUCAUCUACAUCUACAUCAACAACCACAACAAUAAACACACAUGGUGAAAAUGAAAAUAUUCCACAGAAUACAUCAUUAUUGGUAUUACGACUAUUGAUGUCUGGAAAAGAAGUCGGCAGUAUCAUCGGCAAAAGAGGAGAAAAUGUUAGAAAAUACAGAGAAGAGAGUGGAGCCAGAAUCAAUAUAUCAGAUGGAUCUAGUCCAGAAAGAAUUGUCACUAUAACUGGAACAACAGAACAAAUUUAUAUUGCAUUUACAUUAAUGAGUCGUAAAUUUGAAGAUGAUUUUACACAGGGUUUAUUACGAAUGGGUGAUGAAACAGCCAACUGUCCUCCAGUGACCUUACGUUUAUUAGUUCCAGUAGCUCAAUGUGGUUCAAUAAUUGGUAAGGGAGGAUCUAAAAUUAAAGACGUUCGUGAGUUAACUGGUGCAUCAAUUCAAGUUGCUAGUGAAGCUUUACCAACAUCCACAGAAAGAACAGUUACAAUAUCAGGUACAGCGGAUGCAAUUUCCAAAUGUAUUCGACUAUUGUGUGAUAUAUUUUUAGAGUGUCCAAAUAAAGGUCCAGUCAUUCUUUAUCGACCAAAACCUGUCAUUGGUAAUCCAGGAUUAAUAUGUCCUGCCACUACAUUUUCAUCUGGUUUACUACAUUCAAACUUAUCUGGACUACCACUUUCAGUGUGCGAGAAUUCACAUGAAUCAGGAUAUACUACACCAAUGUUAACAUCAGCCUCGUUACUAUCCAACGAAGUGAACUCUGUUAGUCCAACUGCUUUAAAUAGAACUUAUGCGAAUCAGUUUGGGAUACCAUCUGGUAUUUUAUCUGGUGGAACUGGAGUCUCUGGUUCAUGUAGUGUUGGCUGUGGUGUCAAUAAUACAUCCAUUGUACCUAAUCUGCCUACAGCAAAUACUAUGCAACCUCCUCUAACAGUAAUUGGUUCUGGUCGACCAGUAAAUCAAAUGUCAGAUCUCAUUUCAGAUCAAGUUCAUUUGUUUGCUACAUUGAAUCAAUUAGAUUUAGCUAACUUUCAAUCAUAUUUUUCAUCAAUUUUGGCUCCAUUACCAAAUACAAAUCCACUUGCAACUGGGAUGCAUUCCAUGGGACAACCUUUGAAUAUGCCAGAAAUAGCUCUUACUCCUGGUAUACUUGGUUGUUACUCAACUCCAACAGCUGCUGCUUUACCAAUUGUUGGUUCACCUAAUAAUUAUAUGUUUUCUUCACCUGCAGCUCUUCUUAAAAUAUCAAAUAGACUGCCUGAAGAUCAAUUUACAACAUCAUCGUCCAACGGUCUUGGUGAUAUAGUUGUUAAUCAAUCUGAUAUGUGCAUAAAUAAUAAUAGUAACAAUGCAUCACCAAAUAGUUUAUCCAUCUCUAAUAGUUCAUUACCUAUUGACUCAAAUAAUAAUUAUACACCACUUUCAACUCCAAUAGAUCCUAUAAAAUCAAUUCGUGGUCUACAGAAUACAGCCUCUUUACUUGGUCUUCCAUCCCUAUCAAUCAAUACAAUUUUGAAUCCUCAACAACAAAAUUCAUUAUUUUCUUUAGCUAAUACAGAAGAGAGUAUUAUUGUCCGAGAAAUGAUUAUUUCUAAUGACGUGAUCGGUUGUAUUAUAGGACGUGGUGGUACAACAAUCAAUGAAAUUAGAAACGCAUCUAAGGCACAAAUCAAAAUAUCCAACUGUGAAGAUGGUGCAAAAGAAAGAAAGAUAACAGUUUCUGGAAAGUUGGAUUCAGUGAAUUUAGCUCAAUUCCUUAUAAACAGCAGGUUAGUGAUCUUUGUUAUACAUUAGUGCUAUGUCUAAUUUGUUGAUUAUCACAUCUCUCAUUUUUCAUUCCCUUUUUUUAUUCUUCACUAAAUAAUCUAAAUAUUCUUCAUUUAAAGUGAAAAUAGAAUAUUUGGACAUCAAAAUGUUCAAAUAACUUUACAUCAAGCGGUAUAUUACACCAUGAAAGAUGGCUUACCUUUAGAUUUGCAUUAAGCUUUCUAGCUAGAAGGCGGUUUCUUUUUGACGAAUAAGCCGAUCAUUUGGGAUUUCAUAUGUCAUAGUUAUUUGCUGGACUACUCAGUAAAAUAUACCCACUUUCCUAUCAUCAUAAAUUUCCAAAUAUUAUUAUUAUUAAUGGCUUUAUUCAGUACUAUAUUUUAGUACAACUUAGAAUCUUUAGCAAGAGAUAUUUCAACGAGUUUCUUUAACAAAGACAAGAAAAAGAAAAAAAGUGAAAAAAGAUUUUAAUCCGUGCAAUUUUUCAAUUAGAAACAUGUUUAAGAAUACAAGUUGUCGACUAGGUCAGCUCUAACAACUCGUUCGUCACAAAAUAUUUUUUAUAGAUUCGCUAUUGUAGAACUUUUAUACCUUUACUUGUGUGCAUGGAUUUUGAUGUAUUUACAUCUCGUUCUACCAGAAGAUAUACAAGCUGAAAAAUAUGAAUGAGGGAGAUGGUUAGUAUCUGAUAAGAUAGUAUCUGUCAGGAGUUUACAGAACCUUAGAUGUCUAUCCAUAACCGUAUUAUUAAUGACUUCAAAAGAUUCACCACACACUCCAAUAACUGCUUUCAGCACUCUCUGCAAUACAGUAAAAAAUUUUCUAAAAAGCACUGGAAAGAAUAAUGGAGUACAGUAAAGAACAAUAAGUAAUAUCCAAGAAUUGACAAAUCACUUGAGUAAAUGUCGAUAUAAAAUUAAGUUCUGAAAGUAGUAUAAACUCUUUUAUUUUAAAGAA
Messenger RNA from Schistosoma rodhaini, 3672 nucleotides. The record is from the annotation of a GenBank genome assembly. NCBI's taxonomy places the organism in Eukaryota, Metazoa, Platyhelminthes, Trematoda, Strigeidida, Schistosomatidae.